Molecule: messenger RNA, 318 nt
Organism: Penicillium brevicompactum
Lineage: Eukaryota; Fungi; Ascomycota; Eurotiomycetes; Eurotiales; Aspergillaceae
Product: Spo12 family protein
Exons: 3
Coding region: 1-318 (105 amino acids)
Source: RefSeq, a predicted model, not a curated record
AUGGACGCAACAACACAAGCCCAGCCUCUGGCCGACCGCUCCACCAACACCCACUUGGGCACCGACAAGACCGACCUCAAGGGCUCAGACAUCUCAUCGAUGGAGUACCACCGUCAAGUCCUGCAGGACAAAGUUGCAGGCGAGGAACAACCAACCUCCUACGUCUCCCCCUCAGAUGAUAUCAUGAGUCCCUGCACAAAGAAACUGAGCGACAUCAAGGGCAAGCGUUUCAAGAAUGCCGGCAAACCCCAGUCCCUCUUUGCUAAACUCGGCAAGAAGAGCUACGAGCAAUCAUCGGCCGAACAGGGUCGUGAGUAA